Darwinula stevensoni is the source of this 453-nucleotide messenger RNA. The record is from the annotation of a GenBank genome assembly. NCBI's taxonomy places the organism in Eukaryota, Metazoa, Arthropoda, Ostracoda, Podocopida, Darwinulidae.
AUGACUCAAGCACGUGCCACCAUGAGUCUGGGCAGUGCAUAUGUCCACCGGGCUCCACUGGUGGCAAUUGCGAGGAGAUCUGUCCACUUGGUCUUUUUGGACAAGAUUGUCUUGGAAUAUGCGACUGCAAGGACGAUGGGGAAUGCGAGCGUGUCUAUGGUUGGAAAGUGCAUCUGUCUGCCUGGCUGGAAGGGGAAGAAAUGCGAAGAGCCUUGUCCCGAAGGCACCUUCGGCCCUGACUGUGCCAUGAACUGCACUUGCCUUAACGAAGGCGUGUGCCACGCGGACGAUGGGAAAUGCGUCUGUCCGUUCGGAUGGAUGGGUCCAAACUGCACAGAGGGUGAGUCGGGAUCGCUUUCGCUAAGAACUCUUGGAGAUGUAAGUCGCCUCAUGGACUCCUUGAUCUUUAACCAGCUUGUCCCGAGGGAUAUAUCGGGGAUGGGUGCACUCUGA